Messenger RNA from Microsporum canis CBS 113480, 2148 nucleotides. RefSeq lists its product as hypothetical. The record is from RefSeq and is a predicted model, not a curated record. Gene Ontology annotation, biological process: regulation of DNA-templated transcription. The transcript has 3 exons. Gene Ontology annotation, molecular function: DNA-binding transcription factor activity, RNA polymerase II-specific; zinc ion binding. The coding region runs from base 1 to 2148 and encodes 715 amino acids. Lineage: Eukaryota; Fungi; Ascomycota; Eurotiomycetes; Onygenales; Arthrodermataceae.
AUGGAACCGUUUCGUCGUGCCCUUUCCGGUGACACGGAUACGCCACAGCACGACCAGGAGCCGCAGCGUAAGAAGAUGCGCAAAGGGACAAAGAGCUGCUAUGAAUGCCGGCGUCGAAAGAUUCGCUGCACUUAUGCGCCAACUCGGCCGGGGAUAUGCAACGAAUGCCAUGCGCGAGGCUCCUCUUGCAUCGAUCAAGAACAUGCACCGAUGAGGGCAGAAGCUGCUAAGCUUCGAGUUGGCGAUCAGAGCUACAGUCUAAGGGAGCGGGUAGCUGCUUUAGAGCACACUGUGAGCAAGUUGGUGAAGCGAAUGGACGAAAGCGACAAGGGUAUACUGAAGGAGGGCUCAAACUGGUCAUACAUAGAGUCGCCGACGGAAAAUGAGAAGCAUAUUGAUUCCGAGAUUUCGAGAUCUGUCGACCCGAUAGCUAUAAAAGAAAGGCGCGCGGCCCUCGCACUGCGGGAACUUCUCCCUUCCCCUGCUCAGUUAGACAGAUUGCUGAAUUCAACGGCAAUACUAUGGACUAUAUGGCGUGCCAGAUUUCCGGAGCUAUUCAAGCCGGAGGCACUCGAAAACCCGGCUGAUAUUGGAAAGCUUCUGUACAGCAUCAUCAUGACUAUUGAGCAACGUGCCGUAGAAUUUGAUUUCCAGAGCCUCAAGGUCCCGAUGACUAAGGAUAAGUAUGUUGAGCAAUGUGUUGCUGCUGUCCAGAAGUACGUUAUCGAUGAUGACGACAUUGCUUCAUCUCUAUCUGGCAUAGAAUGUAUCUAUAUGGCAGGCAAAUAUCAAAGCAACAUCGGCCGCCCACGAAAAACAUGGCUGCUGACACGUCGGGGUAUAAAUUAUGCUCAGUUAUCUGGUCUACAUCUCUCGAACAACCGCCCUGCCCCAGAUGAUGAAUUGGGUGUUCGCAAAUUGCAUAUUUGGUGCGGACUUGCGUGCUCAGACCUCUAUCAGAGCUCAAUACUUGGAUUGCCUUAUUCAGUCCCGACUCACCUCCUAAUACCCCAUAUCACACACUUGCUGAAGGUCAAGAAGAUGGAUCCCGGUGAAGCGUACAUGCUACGUGUCUGCAUUCCAUUGGGGUCUAUCAUUGAUAGAAACCAGGAUGGAGGCAAUAUGUCAUUACCACUUACACUGAAAAUCGAUCAAGAGCUAGAGGCAAUGGGUAAACAGAUGGGAGAUGAUUGGUGGGAUUCAGCUCAGAUAAGCCAGCUAAGCCCUACAGAAAAGAGCAGUCGCCUCUGGUCACAAUUCGCCCACCAUUUCGUGCGGAUGCUACUGCAUUUACCCUUCAUGCUGAAGUCAAAUACCGACAAGAGAUGCCAAUACUGCCAUAAUGCUGCUCUUGAAUCGGCAAGGCAAUCUAUCGAGUGUUAUAAAGGCAUUUACGACAUGCGCAAUGCAGACCGCAUAUUCUGCAAGGUGAUCGAUUUCCAGGUCUUUACAUCUACAAUCCUCCUUAUUGUCCACCUACUUGGCUCUCCCUUUGCGGACGAUCCGCAAACUCGCGCUGAUUGGAGGUCGGCCAUGUCCAUUGCACGAAUGCUUCGUCACGACCCCGAUCUACCCGAAGACUCCGUUAGCUACCAGUCUGCGAGUGUUAUUGAAAAACUUUGUGCUUGUCGAGAUGCUGACGGAAGACUGAUGUCUGGAUUCAAAACAAAAAAUUGCAACCAGGCCCGAAGGAUUAUUCUUCCAUAUUUUGGAUCUGUCAAUAUAGUCCCCGGUAAAAUGCUUAAAGAGCAGCAGCUGCAACAGCAGCAACAGCAACAGCAACAGCAACAGCAACAACAACAAAAUUUGCAAAACCAAUAUCAGUUUCAGCAGCAACAGCAACAAAUGAGUCCGCCAAACUCCAUACCGGAGAAGCAGACUUCCACAAACUCAAGCGGAUAUACUACACCGCAAGACACCCCUUCUUUGCCGUCUCUAUACAACAACCAGCUCCAAACUCCUACCGGCUCAUCAUCACAUUUACAUAAUGGUGCUCCUUUGCCCGAGCCUAAUCUUGACGUCAACCUAAACCUCAAUCUAAUGGACGACGCUGGAGGAUUUGGUAACCCGAACCUCAACUUAGACCUCUUUCUUGGACAAGGUUGGAAUUUCGACUGGAUGGAUGGACAGAACUUUCAGCCUGUCUGA